This is a messenger RNA of Gloeophyllum trabeum ATCC 11539, 719 nucleotides long. RefSeq lists its product as uncharacterized. The transcript has 3 exons. NCBI's taxonomy places the organism in Eukaryota, Fungi, Basidiomycota, Agaricomycetes, Gloeophyllales, Gloeophyllaceae. Bases 1 to 540 code for a protein of 179 amino acids. The record is from RefSeq and is a predicted model, not a curated record.
AUGCAAGCGCAAUACUCGACGGGGUCUGCUGGGUACUACAAUACCGAUGCGGAUAACAUCUGUGGCAUGUUCGGUGCGCUAUCGCUGAGAGGGGCCUCAGAGCAAGCGCCGUCGACAUCGACAUUCACCCAAAUCCCUCCCGACGAGAGCAGCGACUCCGAAAUGUCAGACACGGCAACGAUGGACUCGGGCUACGAUAGCCAGUCCUCCACCCCCGCGAAGCGCCUCUCCUGCGCCAUCCCCGCCGCGAUCCCGCUCUCCGCCCCGCCCAUCUACCACGACGCCAGCCUCGGCUGCACCGCGCUCCAAACAAUACAGACGCACAUCGACUGGCACACGGGCGCGACGACGCCGUCCUCAUUGUUAGAGGCGAUAUUGGUUCAUCGACAGGCGUUCAUCGCGGCUCCAAGGGAGCACCGCACGUGCUCGAAGGCGCUCACGCAGCUCGCGUUCACGCUGGAGCAGCGUAAGGCGGAGGGGGACGCGGAUACGGCGGUCGCGCUGCGGUAUGAGUCAUGGCUCGUUUCUGGGUGGUCGUGAGGGCUAUGAGAUGAGAUGAGUGCUGUUUUGAACGAUUGUUAUCGGCGCAUUGUGCUUAGCGGUGGUUUGGUUCUGUGAUGUUGGGCAUCUCUCGUGUACGAUAUGUGUCGGCCGUUCCUGAAUAUUAUAAUCUUUCCCUAGGCGACCGUCGAUUGGUUCAUGUAUCCGGAUAGGGCCUC